AUGCUCUCUGAUCUGAAGAACGUGCCGCCGGGCCAGCUGGUCCUCGCCGCCGGCGUCUGCUUUCUGUUGUAUAAAGUCUACAUCUACCUGACGCUGGGUGCCGUGGAGCGAAGGUUUAUCAAGGAGCACGGCUGCCGGCCCGCUCCAGCAUACCCUCAUAAGGAACCAGUCUUGGGGCUGGAUUUCGCCAUCAUCUCCGCGAAGAAUGCGAAGUCCAAGUCCUUCCUUCAGACGGUCCAGAACCGUUUCCGUAUGAAUGGAAACACCUACACUUUCAAUUUCAUGGGCAAAAGGGCGUUCACGACCUGCGAGCCUGAAAACAUCAAGGCCAUUCUGGCUACCAAAUUCCAGGAUUUUGCGCUGACCCCUCUCCGGAAAAAGGCGUUCCAACCGCUCUUUGGCAAGGGAAUUUUCACCACCGAUGGCGGCGAAUGGGAGCAUUCAAGGGCCAUGCUCCGGCCGAAUUUCGUUCGGUCGCAAGUCGCCGAUUUGGAUAUGAUCGAGAAGCACGUCCAGAACCUGAUUAAAGAGAUUCCCACCGACGGUUCCACGGUGGAUCUUCAAGACCUUUUCUUUGACCUGACGUUGGAUACGGCGACUGAGUUCUUAUUCGGCGAAUCAGCGAUCUCUAUUGGGACGAAAACCAGCGAUAACAAUGAGCGAUUUAGCGACAUAUUCACCUACUGUACCACUUCGAUCGGGAACUGGGCGCGGAUUGGCGUGUUCUUCGGCAUUCCGGACAAGCGUUACCACCGCUACGUCGAUGGCAUCCACGAAUUCGUCGAUCGCUACGUGAAGAAGGCUCUCGAGCACCAUCAAGCCCAGCAGUCGGGACUGAUCACAAGCGAGAAAACUGAAAGCCGCUACAUUUUCUUGUACGAGCUGAUCAACCGCACGCAAGACCCAAUAGAACUGCGCUCGGAAGCCCUGAACAUUCUGCUUGCUGGUCGUGACACCACGGCAAGUCUCCUGGGUGCCCUGUGGAAUGUCCUAUCAAAACGGCCCGAUGUCUGGUCGAAGCUACUACAGGAGGUCGAUGGGCUGAACGGCAAAAAACCAACUUUUGAGGAAGUAAAAGAUAUGAAGUACUUGCGCUUCUGUGUGAAUGAAGCCCUACGACUUUACCCUGUAGUCCCCAUAAAUGGCCGUACAGCCGUGCGCGACACCUUCGUGCCCGUUGGCGGGGGCCCAGAUGGAAAAUCACCUGUUUUCUUGCGCAAAGGCACCUUGAUGUCCUACAGUGUUUUCGCCAUGCAUCGCCGUGAGGAUCUCUACGGGCCCGACGCGGCCGAAUACAGGCCUGAAAGAUGGGAGAAGCUACGGUCGGCCUGGGACUUCCUCCCGUUCAAUGGCGGCCCGCGAAUUUGUCUUGGACAGCAACUUGCGCUUAUUGAAGCUUCGUAUACCACCAUCCGAUUGAUGCAGACCUUCCGAACGAUCGAGUCCCGCGACAGCCAUCCGUGGACCGAACAGCUCACGGUCACAUGUGCCAGCGAGUAUGGCGCAAGGGUUGCUCUGGGGCCGUGA
Ophidiomyces ophidiicola is the source of this 1527-nucleotide messenger RNA. RefSeq lists its product as uncharacterized. NCBI's taxonomy places the organism in Eukaryota, Fungi, Ascomycota, Eurotiomycetes, Onygenales, Onygenaceae. Gene Ontology annotation, molecular function: iron ion binding; oxidoreductase activity, acting on paired donors, with incorporation or reduction of molecular oxygen, reduced flavin or flavoprotein as one donor, and incorporation of one atom of oxygen; heme binding. The record is from RefSeq and is a predicted model, not a curated record. The transcript is spliced from 4 exons. The coding region runs from base 1 to 1527 and encodes 508 amino acids.